AUGGCAACUCUUCUCAACCGCCCUCCUCAUCUCGCCAAAACCCUAAACCCUCAAUCCCAAUCCCACCCUAAAACCCCAGCGUUGCUACUUCCAUUUCCAUCUGCAUCCCCAUCUUUCAUUCCGUGUACCCUUCCGCACCAGAGACCUACAACAACAACUCAUUUGUCUAGAAUCCAUCCAGUGAAGGCUCAGUCCGAGUUCUCUUCUAGGAGGAGCAACAGCAAUAAUGAGCCCAGAGAGACUAUUAUGUUGCCUGGUUGUGACUAUAAUCAUUGGCUCAUUGUCAUGGAGUUCCCCAAAGACCCUGCUCCUACUCGUGACCAAAUGAUUGAUACUUAUCUUCAAACUCUCGCCACUGUUCUCGGCAGUAUGGAAGAAGCAAAGAAGAACAUGUAUGCGUUUAGUACAACCACAUAUACUGGAUUUCAAUGCACCGUUGACGAAGAAACAUCAGAGAAGUUCAAAGGGUUACCUGGAGUAUUGUGGGUCCUUCCAGAUUCUUACAUAGAUGUCAAGAACAAAGAUUAUGGAGGUGAUAAAUAUGUUAACGGGGAGAUAAUACCUUGCAAGUAUCCUACUUAUCAGCCAAAACAGACACCCAGAUCCAAAUAUAAGAGCAAAGCAUACGUGAGGCAAAGAGAUGGUCCUCCACCAGAGAAAAGAAAACCAAGAGAAGGGGCUAUCUCCGAAACUGCCACAUCAUGA
Oldenlandia corymbosa var. corymbosa is the source of this 705-nucleotide messenger RNA. The record is from the annotation of a GenBank genome assembly. NCBI's taxonomy places the organism in Eukaryota, Viridiplantae, Streptophyta, Magnoliopsida, Gentianales, Rubiaceae.